AUGUUAGAAGUAGAACACUCUGCUCCUUCAGCUGCAUCCGUGCGUGUUGGCAGCAACAAGGCCAAGGAUGCUUUCAAAACACUUGCUGUCACCCAAGUGAAGACUGAAGGGACUGAUGACGUAUGCACAAUUGCGCCUGCGCCAAAUCAAAUGUCAAACUAUAUGAGCAAUGUGCCCGAAAGUGUUGAAGACUCACCACCUACCUUGGAACCUAGCGGUACUGACACUGGAGCGCUGCACAUCCGUGUCAAGCAACCUGUACCACCACCAGAUAGGCCCGUCAACCCUUCGGCUCCUUCUGCUUCCAAAGUUGGCACGGCACCCAAGAAAGCAACCAACUCAAAGAAACGUGCUACCCCUCAAGUAGUUCAAGUUCAGGGAAAUGAUGGGGAUGGGGUGGUCAAGAAGCCAAAAGCUUCAGCUAAGCCUAAGGGGAGGAAGGUAAAAUAG
Melampsora larici-populina 98AG31 is the source of this 450-nucleotide messenger RNA. RefSeq lists its product as uncharacterized. The record is from RefSeq and is a predicted model, not a curated record. The transcript has 3 exons. Bases 1 to 450 code for a protein of 149 amino acids. NCBI's taxonomy places the organism in Eukaryota, Fungi, Basidiomycota, Pucciniomycetes, Pucciniales, Melampsoraceae.